Molecule: messenger RNA, 1404 nt
Organism: Cordyceps militaris CM01
Lineage: Eukaryota; Fungi; Ascomycota; Sordariomycetes; Hypocreales; Cordycipitaceae
Product: mitochondrial ribosomal protein DAP3, putative
Exons: 2
Coding region: 1-1404 (467 amino acids)
Cellular component (GO): mitochondrial small ribosomal subunit
Molecular function (GO): structural constituent of ribosome
Source: RefSeq, a predicted model, not a curated record
AUGGCAGCCGCCGCCCACAGCUUCAAGGCCGUGCUGCUGCGGCCCGCGGCCGCCCUACCUCGCCCUGCGCGCAGCAUGCAGCCCGUGCUCGUCGCCUUUGCGCCGCUCUCGACCACGAGUGCCGCCGCCGCCGCCGCGUCGGGCGUCAAGAGCCGCCGCGACAUUGUCAAGCCCACCAAGAAGACGUUCAACAAGAAGCGUCUCGGCGUCGAGAACGUGCGGAAGCCGGCGCCCGGCGAGCGCCGCGCCUUUCGCAAGCGCAUCACCCUGAGCAGCAACAGCGCCCUGGCCGUCGAGGGCCUGCAGCUGCUCGAGGCCGGCGUCUUGGCGGACGCGGCGAGCGCCGCCACCGUCGUCCGCCUGCCCGACCCCGUCGUCGACCAGCUGCGCACGCUCGGCGCGUUUCGCCCGGGACAGAGCUGGGGCCUGUUUCGCACGCCGCACGUCCUGGUCCGCAAGGAGACGGUCAACAUGGUUGCCCGGAUGGAGAGGGCGGUGGCGGCCAAGGAGGUGGCGCGGAUUGUGCUCACGGGCAGCAGGGCCUCGGGCAAGAGCACGGCGCUGGUGCAGGCCAUGAGCCACGCCUUGAAGAAUGAAUGGGUCGUCAUCAACAUUCCCGAAGCCCAGGACUUGGUCAACGCUCAUACAGACUACUCGCCCGUCCCGAACUCGGAGCCGAUGCAGUUCACCCAGCCCACAUACACACUCAACCUGCUGCAAAACAUCCUCAAAGCCAACAAGGCUACGCUGGAGAAGCUCAAGGUGGAGCAAAAGUCGUCCCUGACGGGCGGCCUGCUCGAGGGCGCCUCGCUCGCCGACCUCGUCACCAACAUCCGCGAGCCCGACGCCGCCUGGCCGGGCUUCUGCGCGCUCUGGUCGGAGCUGACGCUCCCCGGGCGCCCGCCGGUGCUCAUGGCCCUCGACGGCCUCACCUUUGCCAACAAGGACAGCCAGUACCGCGACCCGGCCUUCAACAAGGUGCACGCGCACAACCUGACGCUGCUCGGGCACUUUUUCCGCGCCCUCGCCGGCGCCGCCCCGAUGCCCAACGGCGGCGCCGUCAUCGCCGCCGACUCGGCCAGCAACACGCCUGCACGCCACCCGUCCGAGGCGCUCGUCCUCGCCCAGCUCGAGGCCGGCCAGGCCGGCCGCGCCGUGCCCGCGCCGGACCCGUACCUCCGCGGCUACGACAACAAGGUCUACGACGCGCUCAGAAACUGCCACGUCGUCCGCCUCGAGGGCGUCUCCAAGCCAGAGGCCCGCGCGCUCAUGGAGUACUGGGGCGCGAGCGGCCUCGUCCGCAGCGCGCUCACCGCGGAGCUCGUCGCCCAGAACUGGGCGCUUGGCGGCCACGGCAACAUUGGCGAGAUGGAGCGCGUCGUGCUGCAGAACCUGAAAAUGUAA